Messenger RNA from Hydractinia symbiolongicarpus, 3297 nucleotides. RefSeq lists its product as uncharacterized. NCBI's taxonomy places the organism in Eukaryota, Metazoa, Cnidaria, Hydrozoa, Anthoathecata, Hydractiniidae. The transcript is spliced from 11 exons. The record is from RefSeq and is a predicted model, not a curated record. The coding region runs from base 12 to 2858 and encodes 948 amino acids. Gene Ontology annotation, molecular function: carbohydrate binding.
GCGAAGCUGUUAUGGACGACGAAAUGUUAAACUCGAUUAAAGAUAUUUCGAGCGGGAAUUUGAUUUACACGUCCAAUAACGCAAAACUCGAUAAUAUAUCACCCGGAAAACUAUGGAGAAACUCAAUGUUAAUCACCAUUAAUAAAGGCUUACCCAUCAUGAAGUCAGAACAUUUUGUUACAGACAAAGAGGAAGACAAAGCGAGAAAUCUACCCUCUGCUGGAUCAAAAGAAACGUUAUCAGGAUAUACUGGAGCUACGCUGUUGUUGAAUGACAUUGAGAAGGGCAUCAUCAAGUCAAACCCUCCUUUGAAAACACACGGCAACAUAAGAAAGUGGCAGGGCGGUUUGAAAUUUGAUGGAAAAACUGCUUGGGUCAAUGCUAAUAUACUCGAUGUUGCCUACUUGGCGCAUCCUUCGUUAGCUACUGAUGGCUUUGCAAUUGGGUUCAAGCUCAUGUUCGACAGCUCGAUCGUGAAUAUCUCGCUACCGAAAUACAUCCUUGAUUCAGGGGGCACGGAUGGACAGGGUGUGAGUGUUUUUAUAGACGAUGCGAAGAUGUUUGUCAUCGUGGCUGACAGUAAAAAAAUGUGGCAGGUGAGCACAACUUUGUAUGCAGACGAAUGGAUGUACAUAAUGUUCGGAUGGAAACAAUCAAAAGGUCUCUACCUCUACAUCAACGGAAUGAAAAAGGGUGAAGAUGCCACACCCACCCAGAGCACCUCCCCAGAUGUUAAAUCAAAUGACGUCAUCAUUGGUGCAAAUCGGAAACAAGAUGUGGAUUCUUUUAUGUUAAUGUACAUCGCUGCAAUUGAUAUUACCCCGAAUUUCCCCGAUACGAAAGAACUCUUGGAGUUUUCUCCCCCGGUUUUCAAGCCGCAUUUUGUUUUAACGUUCUCUUCAUUAAAUGGUGACUCCGUUCGAAACUAUCCUGAUUUGAAGGCGCAUGGUACAGUGAGGGAGAGCAGGGGAGUGUUACAGUUUGAUGGUGUUCAUGCAUUUUUACAUGACACUGGUAAAUUUGCAGACACUUUUAUUAUGAUGCCCAGCUUAGAUCCAGCUGGCCUAACAUUUACCGUAAAGUUCAAGUUCAAUCGAAACAUGCUUGAUGCAAAGGACGAGAAAUUCAUAUUGGACAUUGGAGGGUGGCUAGGCCAUGGUGUGUCAUUGUUCGUUCAUGACAGCCUGCUGACUGCUGUUGUCGGAAGUACACGCGUCUGGGUGGUUCAAACACCUGACUCCUCGUUCACAUCAUGGUGCUUUGUUUUGAUCACGUGGCGUGACGAUAUGGGAUUAUAUUUGUAUAUAAAUGGUGCGCUAGUAGCGAAGAAGAAAUCUUAUAGAUAUCUUAUUCAAGAAUACAAACCUUUCGAUAGCCUUACUGUUGGUUGCAGUAUUCUAAAAAGUGCUGCAAGUUUCGGUAGAUUCCAGUUAGCAAUGAUUUCGUUUUUUCCUACGUACACAACCAUUGAUGAGCUGAUGAAGUUUUCGCCUCCACUUGUUUUGAGGCCGACGUUUGAUUGGUUCUUUAUGCUGCUGCAGAACAAUUCAACUCUGACGUCACCACCGUUAAAAGUAAAUGGCGACGUAAGAUCGAAUGAAAAUGGACUAACGUUCGACGGAAGAAGUGGGUGGUUAAAUGCUGGUAAUUUGCAAGACUCAUCGGAAGAAAGCGCGGAAAUUGUAUGCGAACACUACCAGAAAGGGAUCACGUGUGAACUAGGUCAAACAAUAAAAGUGGCAUACGCCAACUACGAGCGCACAUCAGAAAUUCCAUGCCAAGGAAAACGAAAGUACAUCACGACGAGUUGUAAAUCGAAAAAAUCUUUAGCAGUCGCAAAGUCACUUUGUAAUGGCAAGAGGGCGUGUCGUUUGAAGGCGUUAAAUUCUGUGUGGGGAAAUGCUUGCCCGGGCGUCAUUAAAUAUUUAGAUAUUAGAUAUCAAUGUAUUGGUGACAUUCAACAAGAUGGAAAAGCCCAACAUGGAGCCCACUUCUUGACCAAUCCAUCCUUGACAAAGAAAGGUAUUACUAUCGCCAUAAUAGUGAGGCUAGAUCAGGAAGUCGAAAGAUACGUCAAGCCGCACUAUCUAGUCGUUUCUGGUGGUAGUCAAGGCAGCGGUGUAGCCGUAUACUUGAAUCUGUUCUGUGAAAUAUCCACAAGAAAUAAAACCUGGAGUCUUAACACACCAGUUGAAAGUGAUGAUUGGUUGUAUAUUCUCCUAACAUGGAGCAAAAGUCAAGGAAUGGUGUUGUAUAUUUACGGCGUUAUUCGAAGUGUGUGUAUUCGUCCGGAGAAAACCGUGCAAACCAAUCAAAACAAAGGCGCGGAUAUUUUAGCGAUUGGUAAAUCAACAGCCAAUGAAAGCGAUACUUUCGCUCGUUUCCAGAUCACUUUGUUUACAGUUCUGAAAACGUUCACACCAAAGAGCGAAAGUUUUCGCACUUUUGCGUAUUAUGUUGGUAGAGCAAUUACGAAUGCUUUUGAAACUGCCUCGAUGAGUCAAGAAACUGUACUAAUAUGCGAAUACCAAUCGAGAACAAUAUCUUGUCCAGCCGAUCAAGUUAUCGAGAUUGUCUUUGCCAAUUUCGGCCGUACCUCCUCGCGGCCGUGCGCUUGGGGAACUCACCACCAGACGAAUUGUACGUUACCGAACGCCAUUACGACAGCGAGAGAACGUUGCAAUGGUUUGAAUUCAUGCGAGUUGAUUGCGAAGAAUUCUAUGUGGAAAGGUAACCCGUGUCCUGGAAUCAUCAAAUACGUCAAAGUGAAGUUUAUUUGUGAUGAAGUUGGUCCAGAAGCCGUGACUAAAUCAUCAUACAUUGGCAACGAAGAUCCCAACUCACUUGUGAUACCAUAAAACGUGUCAUUUUUUACCCAAAAAAAAGUUUGACUUUGCAAGAUGACUUAGGAGACCUAGGGUUUAAGUUGUAAACAUUGUAAAAACAACAAAAAAGUAUAUAAGAUGUUGCUAUGGAAACAAGACAUCAGAUCGAACAGAAGUUGUAGUGUUCGUGACAACCUGCAAUAGAAGCGGUUGUCUUCUUAAAACGGCGAAUUCAUAACAAUGAAAAGUUUUCGCGCAAUUCGAAUGUACUAUCAGUAAAUGCCAUCACAGAUCCUUAGUAUAAUAUUAGUUGAUUAUUUUUGUAUAUUCAUGUAAAUUCACAGAUUGAUGGACGACAAUAAAAAACAUUUUACCAUUGGGCGACAAAUAUACGGACCCGCAGUUAUAAUAUUACACUGUAUAUUAUAUAUGUUUAAAAAAUAAAAUAUUUAGAAUUUCUAUUUAACCACCA